GUUUAGAAUCACCAGUGGUGAUUCGCCUCUAAUCUUGCUUGCCUGCCUGCUGCUGUCUCUGAUUCUACUAUUUUGAGAAGUUCUAAAACUCCAGCCAUCCUUCAGUGCUCUGAUGGAUCUCUUGGGAAGCCCCAUGCUUCUCCUGUUCAUCUGCCUCUCCUGUUUGAUUUUCCUGGCAGCAUGGAGGAAGAAGGACAAGCACAAGAAUCUUCCCCCAGGCCCGACACCCCUGCCGCUUAUCGGGAACCUCCUACAGCUGAAGACCAAGAACAUUAUGGAACCCCUGCAGAAGAUGUGUGAAAAAUAUGGACCUGUGUUCACCAUUUAUUUCGGCUCAGAGCGGAUGGUUAUUCUCCACAGUUAUGACACACUGAAGAAAGUUCUGGUCGAGCAUGGAGAUGAGUUUAUCAACCGAGGCUCCUUCCCAAUAAUUGACAAGUUCACCAAAGAAAGAGGUAUCUUCAUGAACAGUGGUGAAGGUUGGGUUCAGCUCUACCGUUUCUCCCUCACAACCUUGCGCAACCUUGGAAUGGGGAAGAAAAGCAUUGAGGAGCGGAUCCUAGAGGAGGUCAAGCACCUGGAGAAGGAAUUACAGGCCAGAAAUGGCCAGCCUUUCAACCCAGCAUUCUUCCUCAGCUCUGCGACCUGCAAUGUGAUCAGUCACAUCCUCUUUGGAGUAAGAUUCGAUUACCAAGAUGAGGAGCUUCUCCAAAUGCUUCACUGGCUUAGUUAUACCUACUGGUUCCAGAGUUCUCCUGUAGGGAAGUUCUACAACCUCUUCCACAGGAUCAUGGACUACUUGCCUGGUCCUCACCAAACCUACUUCAAAAACCUCUCUAAUGUUCAAGAUUGGAUAGCCCAGAAGGUGAAAGAUCACGAGAGAACUUUGGAUCCCAACAAUCCUCGGGACUUCAUAGAUUAUUUCCUCCUCAAAAUGGAGCAGGAAAGGAAUGAUCCCAAGACCGUGUUUACAAAAGAGAACUUGAUCGUGGCGAUUUUCGACAUAUUCUUUGCUGGGACAGAAACCACCAGCACCACCCUGAGAUACAUGUUCAUGGUCCUGACUGAACACCCAGCGGUAGCAGCAAAGGUCCAUGAAGAGAUAGAGCGAGUGAUAGGCCACGAGAGGCCUCCAGCCAUGAAGGAUUGCCCUGAGAUGCCGUACACGGAAGCCGUCCUUCACGAGGUCCAGCGGUAUCUGGAUCUAGCCCCUUUAGGGUUCAUCCACAGUGCGAGACGGGACUUUGAAAUCGAAGGCUUUACCAUCCCCCAGGGAACCCCCAUCUUCCCCAUGCUGAGUUGUGCACUGCAUGACCCCAAAUAUUUUAAAAAUCCACAUCAGUUUGACCCGGAAAAUUUCCUGGACGAAAGAGGAGCCUUCAAGAAGAAUAGCGCUGACAUGCCUUUUUCUGCAGGGAAGAGGAGCUGCCUAGGAGAGGGCUUGGCCCGCAUGCAGCGCUUCUUAUACCUUACCAGCAUCCUGCAGAACUUUCAGCUCAAGCACCCUCCAGGAGUUACCAAAAUUGACCUCACACCAGAGGAGCCCAGAGCAGUGUACUACAUACUUGAGUUUCUCUUUCACAACAACCCUGUGAAGUAGGCUAGGCUGAGAGAGAAGUGACUGGCCCAGAGUCACCCAGCAAGUAUCAUGGCUGAAUGGGGAUUUGAACUCGGGUCUCCCCGGUCCUAGUCCAGCACUCUAACCACUACACCACCCUGGCUCUCUUAUGAAUCAGACACAAGAUGGCCUCCCUGCACCUCCCUAAUUAUGACAAGGGCCUCUGGUUGGCUGAUAGCUCAGUGACUGGGCUCCCUCCUCCUCAGACACCCAUCACCUGGACUUUGGAGGAAAGUAUGACGCAAGAAUCAGCUGCCAUGGCACAGCGUGGAAGCAGCUUGUCUGGAGUGCAAGAGGCUGUUAGUUCGAAUCCCCAUCGCUGUGCUUCCUAGACUGUGCCGAAUAAAUACAUUUGUAGUCACUUAUAUUGGGCAGCAGUGAUAUAGGGAGGUGCUGAAAGGCAUCAUCUCAUACUGUGCAGGAGGAGGCAAUGGUAAACCCCUCCUGUAUUCUACCAAGACAAUCACAUGGAAUGUGAUCACUAGGAGUCGACACCAACUCGACGGCACAAUGACACAAGAAGAAUUUCUUAAGGGGAUUUUAUUAUGUAGCGAAGCUUUAUGUAAUACUUCCAGGCCAGAAGUUGAAGACAGCCCUACAGGGAGCGAGGCAGAACCUCCAGAGGUGAGCUUCCAGGGUCUUUGCUGGGAUGCUGAAGCAGUGAGCCCGAUGAGAGGACAGUGAGCCCUCCUUAUCCAAACCGGAGAGCUGCAAAGCCGAUGCUCACCCCAUGUCUCUUCACAAAUCGCUUAGUUUUUCUCCAGAACCUUCUCCAGCGGCUCCUUGUGAUACGAUCCAGCUGCAGCAGAGGCACAAGACAGACCAGACCGUCAGCAGAAGCAGAGUAGUAGGCUGUGUGUGGCCCCCCCAAAGCGCUUGCCUACGAACAGAGGCGAAUUAACGUAGUAGCAAAUGUAGCAUUUGCUACGGGCCCCGCAUUUUCGAGGGCCCCGCACGCCUGGCUUCCAACUGGGAAUUAAAGUUAAAACUUUACUUGUUUUAUUUGGUCCAUGUUAGAUCAAAUAUCCCUUUUCUGCUAAAUGUGUGUUUUAAGAGAAGGCCCAGCACAGCAUCUGUCCUGAGGCUGUUGCUGGUGCCUACCACAUUUUUCUUUUUUGAGUGUGAGCCCUUUGGAGACAGAAUCAUCUAUCCACUCUUUAUUUUUCUAUGUAAACCACUUUGAGAAUUUUGAUGGGGGAAACGGUAUAUAAAAGUUCACUGUUGUUGUAGUAAGUGUGAGUUUGUGGCUUGGUCUCCCAUACUCCAAAAUAUAGCAAAUGAAAAAAUUGAAUUACUUUACUAUGCAAGUAAAUCAUUUACGUUUUAA
Molecule: messenger RNA, 2945 nt
Organism: Hemicordylus capensis (graceful crag lizard)
Lineage: Eukaryota; Metazoa; Chordata; Lepidosauria; Squamata; Cordylidae
Product: cytochrome P450 2C5-like
Exons: 10
Coding region: 113-1600 (495 amino acids)
Biological process (GO): xenobiotic metabolic process
Cellular component (GO): cytoplasm; intracellular membrane-bounded organelle
Molecular function (GO): oxidoreductase activity, acting on paired donors, with incorporation or reduction of molecular oxygen, reduced flavin or flavoprotein as one donor, and incorporation of one atom of oxygen; iron ion binding; heme binding
Source: RefSeq, a predicted model, not a curated record